Molecule: messenger RNA, 4493 nt
Organism: Sapajus apella (tufted capuchin)
Lineage: Eukaryota; Metazoa; Chordata; Mammalia; Primates; Cebidae
Gene: RAP1GDS1
Product: Rap1 GTPase-GDP dissociation stimulator 1
Exons: 10
Coding region: 1460-2746 (428 amino acids)
Biological process (GO): positive regulation of GTPase activity
Cellular component (GO): cytosol
Molecular function (GO): protein binding; guanyl-nucleotide exchange factor activity
Source: RefSeq, a predicted model, not a curated record
GUUUUAUUAAAGUAUUUGAACUCUAAACAUAACCUUCCAUUUUUCCCAUCUUUAUUUUUUAUUAUUUUGGUAAUAAACCCCUUUCUAGUAUAGAUGGACUUCCACAACUAAACCAGAUAAUUAUCUGUAAUUACCCAGUCAUAGAGUCAUAGUUUUCAGGGACAAUAAGCCUCUGUUGACUACCUCCUCAUACUUCACGCUAAAAGCAGGAAGAAUUAGCAACAAAGACCACCAGGCAGUAAAUCAACUGGCAUGUGAGAUAGCUCAAUUCUGUAUGUUCUUUUCUGAAAAUCGCCCUCCUACUUCCUUAUCUAUAGAUUAAGAACUAUAAAGAGUAAUAAAAAAAUUAGCAGGCCAACCCUGCCAAGGGAUUGGAGCUAUGAGGAACAUGUGUUUUUGUAAGAAAGAGUUUUGUCUUUAGAUUGCAUAGAGAUAAAAGAAUUUGGGGAUAAUUAUUAGCUUGAAAAUGGCAUAUUAUUUUAAAGAGAAAAGUAAUUUUGAAAGAGCAUUUCUGUAUCUUUGGAUGAACCAGUUAUUGACAUUUAUAGUGUUUUGCAUAAACAUAUGAAUGUUUAUAUGCCUUUCUUAGCUUAUUCUAAGAGGUAGUGCUUUUGGUUUUUAUUUUAGUUUAUUUACCUUCAACUUUGCUACAGGUAUUCUAUUAUUGUCAUGAAGAGCCCUUAUGGAAAUUCAAGGCAUGUUUAGUACUUCAGAAUCAAUUUGUUGCUUAGAAAAUGAAGGCAAACAAUGAUGGCAAAGCCAUGUUAACCUUAUUCUCUUCACCUCUCUAAGCCAGACUUUCCUGUCUUUUACUGAGAUAAUCUGUCACUAUAAUUAAAUAAAACUUGAAAAAUAUUUUAGGUAACUCAUUUUUUUUUCUUGUACCUCUCUUCCUAACAGUCAUCAAGAACACUCUGGUUGCAAAUACUCAGAACCAAUCAUUUUUGUGUAUUUGUUAUAUAUUUCUAAUUUUGUAUUAUGGGAAGUAUUUUUAAAGGAUUCUAAGAUUUUUUCCUCCUUUUUUGGUCUUUAUUAAACUUGCUAUUUUUCUUAUACUUUUCAUAUUCUGUGAUUUCCUGUAAUGCAAAUGUUACUGUAACUUUUUCACUCAAAAACUGUUAAUGUUUGUUUAUACCUAUUAAAAGCCUGCUUUUUAAUGGUGUAAGACCCUGUUUAAAUAACUAACGAUUUGAUAUAGUCUUCAAACUAUUUGUAUUUCUGAAUGCCUUUUGGUUAGUCAAAGGAUUCAAAACUAAACUCUUCUGAACUGAUGUUUAAAAUGUUCAAUAUAAUCAUAUGAAUGUACUUCAUUUUUCAUUACUGUAAUUUAAAUAACAUUGAGUUUCCAAUAGGGAAAAUAAGAGGUGUUUUCUUCCUGUAAUGUUCAUUUGAUAACGUCAACACUUGCUUUUCUGUUGUUGUUGUUUUUACAGAUUCGCUUCAAGCUCAGCUUAUCAAUAUGGGUGUUAUUCCUACCUUAGUGAAAUUACUGGGCAUCCACUGCCAAAAUGCAGCUCUUACAGAAAUGUGUCUUGUUGCAUUUGGUAAUUUAGCAGAACUUGAGUCAAGUAAAGAACAGUUUGCCAGUACAAACAUUGCUGAAGAGUUGGUAAAACUCUUCAAGAAACAAAUAGAACAUGAUAAGAGAGAAAUGAUUUUUGAAGUUCUUGCUCCAUUGGCAGAAAACGAUGCUAUUAAACUACAGCUGGUUGAAGCAGGCCUAGUAGAGUGUCUACUAGAGAUUGUUCAGCAAAAAGUGGAUAGUGACAAAGAAGAUGACAUUACUGAGCUCAAAACUGGUUCAGAUCUCAUGGUUUUAUUACUGCUUGGAGAUGAAUCCAUGCAGAAGUUAUUUGAAGGAGGAAAAGGCAGUGUAUUUCAAAGGGUGCUUUCUUGGAUUCCUUCAAAUAACCACCAGCUACAGCUUGCUGGAGCAUUGGCGAUUGCAAAUUUUGCCAGAAAUGAUGGAAAUUGUAUUCAUAUGGUAGACAAUGGGAUUGUAGAAAAACUUAUGGAUUUACUGGACAGACAUGUAGAAGAUGGAAAUGUAACAGUACAGCAUGCAGCACUAAGUGCCCUCAGAAACCUGGCCAUUCCAGUUAUAAAUAAAGCAAAGAUGUUAUCAGCUGGGGUCACAGAGACAGUUUUGAAAUUUCUUAAAUCUGAAAUGCCCCCUGUUCAGUUCAAACUUCUGGGAACAUUAAGAAUGUUAAUAGAUGCUCAAGAAGCUGCUGAACAACUGGGAAAGAAUGUUAAGUUAGUGGAGCGUUUGGUGGAAUGGUGUGAAGCCAAAGAUCAUGCUGGUGUGAUGGGGGAGUCAAACAGACUGCUAUCUGCCCUUAUACGACACAGUAAAUCAAAAGAUGUAAUUAAAACCAUUGUGCAGAGUGGUGGCAUCAAGCAUCUAGUUACCAUGGCAACUAGUGAACAUGUAAUAAUGCAGAAUGAAGCCCUUGUUGCUUUGGCAUUAAUAGCAGCUUUAGAAUUGGGCACUGCUGAGAAAGAUCUAGAAAGUGCUAAACUUGUACAGAUUUUACACAGACUGCUAGCAGAUGAGAGAAGUGCUCCUGAAAUCAAAUAUAAUUCUAUGGUCCUGAUAUGUGCUCUUAUGGGAUCUGAAUCUCUACAUAAGGAAGUGCAGGAUUUGGCCUUUCUAGAUGUUGUAUCCAAACUUCGCAGUCAUGAGAACAAAAGUGUUGCCCAGCAGGCCUCUCUCACAGAGCAGAGACUUACUGUGGAAAGCUGAGAACUGCCCGAUACAUGGCAUCAUCCCAUCUCUGAUUUCCCCUCCGUCCUCCAUCCAGCUGCCUCUUCCACUUCAUUCUCUACCAUACCACUUGUGCAUGCAUGUAAUGUUCUAAUACCAGUUGAAGAACUGCUGUAGGUACUUGCCUAAUAAGAUUUCUUAACCCAUAGUUAGUGUGAACAUGACUUUGUCAAAGGCAAGUCUCCACCCAUAACUGUUCUCUCGUAUUCCUGUUGCUUGAGCUACAUUAAGUAGAAUGUGCAUGUUGUAGUCCUAUGAUGACGUAAACUUGGUACUACAUAAUGACUUGCUCCACACAUGCAGUAAACUACAUAAUGAUGUACUGGUAAACUAGAAACAAUGCAGCAGGAUCUGUCUAGUUAUUAAAGAUGAAACUGAAUAGGAAAAGUAGCUCCAUUUUUUGGUGCUUGGGAAGCACAGUGAACAAAAAAAGCUGUAUGGCUGCUUAUUCAUUAGUCUUUCCUACUAAUGUCAAACCGACGGUACCUAGAGUUAAAUAAAAUUCCAGUGCUCUUACUCUUUAACCUAUGGUUUCUCUUUUUUCCUUUGUAGACUAUUGAAACUGCCACCACAAACUUGGCAAGACUUUCUGAGGUUUCUGAUUCCGUAUUUAAUUGACUGUCAUCAAUAGCCCGAUAUUGAAAAACAUUUGUAGUUUUCAGUGUGAAACUAAGGGUUUGAAGAAUUGCUAUUACAAUCCCUAUUAUAAAGCAUUUGUGUUUUGCCAGUAUUUUAAUUUCUGAUACAUAUGCUGUUUCACCCAGGAACUACUUCUACCAGUUAAUCAACAUUGUCCAGCACUUGUCUGUAAAACUCAUUUGGCAUUUGUUUUCAACUGAGUAAACUGAGUAUAUAGUUCAUUGAAGAACGGAUUUUUUUUUUUUUUUUUUUUUUUGCUGAUUUUCAUUAUUCAGCUAGAAAGUGAGAAGUUUUAUCUCCCAUAGUCCUUUUAAAUCUUAUGUUAACAACACUUGCAGGACAUAGAAGGAAAGAUGAAGAAAUAAGUUUGUCAGGACUAAAGAAAGGAAGGCAGGUUAUAAAAGCCAUUGUAGCCAGUCCAGUUCAUUCUGCAGAUGGCCUCAUACCAAUCGCUGUUAGAGCUUCCCACCUCCACUUUCCCACUGAGAACUGCAGCAAUUUUAAAGGAUAUGAGAAAGCCAAGAUUCAACAGAUGAGAAGAGCCCCCUUGGCGAAAUAUAGUGUACUUUUCACUGCCACUGCCACCACCAAAUGGGUUUUUAGAGCUUUGAAACAUAAUCUUUGUAAAUUAAUCAAAACCUCCCUGUGACCCACCUGCCUUUCUCCCCAUACCCAAAUUUGACUACUACUGCCCUAAGAGGCAAGAUGGACUUUAAUAUAGAAGGACUGCAGGACAGUAGAAAGGGCUGCCACAGAGGUGACAGGAGCUCCUUCCUCUUUAACAUGAGAUGCUACACAUCUCUGUGGGUAAUCCAAGUUGGACUUUUGACUCUAAAACACCUAUAAUUCAAGUAAGUUAAAAUCCUGAUGGAGAAAAAUUAAAAAUAAAAAAAUAAAAACGAAAAAAUCCUAAUGGAGGUAAAGAAUCUUGACUUAUGUUCUGCUACACUUACUAUAAGAAUGAUAUUAUUUGUUGUCUUUCUCCUGUGCUGGAUAGUGGACUAUAUUUUAUUAUAGGCUUUGAAAGACUAAUGUUGCAUAACUGUUCAUAUUAACUUAAUAAAUAGUAUAAGAAGCUAUAAUGGCA